AUGUGGAAGCUCGUACUCUCGGUCCUCCUCGCUUCGCUCGCUCAGGCUCAAAUUCGUCCUGGGGAUGAGACGUGCGUCAUGCAUGACUCGACUUCUUGUGCGGUCGACAACCUCACUGCGUCCGCACUUGACCGCAGUAUCAUCAUCUACCCUGGGGGCGACACGCGCUGUGCCUUUGAUGACUUUUCCAGCCCCGACGUGGCGUUUUCGACGAAUUCGACCUACUUUUUCCAAGUCUUCCCUGCUCCGAACCAGAGCAAGUCGAAGCUGAUGCUGUAUUUUCAGGGGGGCGGUGCCUGUAUCGACGACAUCACCUGUGCCUUUGGUCUCCAGUGUGCACAACAGACGUUCAACCCGAAUGCCGCGGCUCUAAGUACCGGUGUGUUAAACCGCUCGGACGACCAGAACCUGUUUAACGACUACACUAUCGUGCACCUGCCGUAUUGUACUGGUGACCUCCACAUUGGUCGUCGAGUCAACACUAUCGUCGAUAGUCCGCUGUACCUGCUGCUCAAUCAGCCGGAAUGCCAGAACCAGAACAUGACUUUGCACCAGGUUGGCUACAAUAACACCAAAGCUGUGCUCGAAUGGACCAUGGCGAACUACCCGAACCCAGAUGAGAUCAUCAUUGGUGGCUCCAGUGCUGGAUCGCUCGGUGCUCAGGCUCUCAGUGCUCUUGUAGCUCAUAUGUGGCAGGUCGAGGCGAAGAACACUCGAUUCUCGGUGCUUGCUGAUAGCUACGUCGGGGUGCUGCCCAGUGAUUAUAGUGCUGGCAAACUCAUUUCGUACUACGGCUCAUGCGAGCUGGACUUGAAGAUGCCGGCCAAGCUGUGGGACCAGUGUGAUGACAACGAGCUGACCGUAGCAGAAAUGAUGUCCUUCAUGAUUGAGGACUUGCCAACUGCUCAGUGGCUGUUUAUCAGCAGCAAGGGCGACGUGAUCCAGCGCACCUUUUACGAGCUGGUGGACGAAGGCGUUCUCGCGUUCCCGUUUGCUCGUCUCAUCAGUGAAGAAGACUUCUUCUCGGAAACGACAGCCAUUAUCGACGUGUACAAGAACGUUAGCGACGAGGUCUCGACGUUUUAUGUGGACGGCACUCAUCACGUGUUCCUCACUGAGAACAACUACUAUCGUAACGCUACCCGCAGCCCCGGAGGUAUGCUGCUGGGCGAUUUCUUGAAGGCUUGGCUGGCGACCAACUCGUCACUUGACGGCUCUGCUUCGGUCGGGAUGCUACCCGCUAGCGACAGCGAUACCGACUCGGAUGAGUCGGCAGCCGUAAGCUUCAACAGUAUGCUGCCAACCGUAGUAGUGGUUGCAAUCAUCUUGAUGCUCGUGGCAUAA
Molecule: messenger RNA, 1344 nt
Organism: Peronospora matthiolae
Lineage: Eukaryota; Oomycota; Peronosporomycetes; Peronosporales; Peronosporaceae
Source: the annotation of a GenBank genome assembly